AUCUCGGAGUACAAGCGCGGACUGAAGAAGGACUUCGGGUUUGGUGCAAUUACAUUGGCGCCGUCUGUGGGAAACGAAUUGAAAGCUUUCUAGUUGCUCUUUCAUCAUGGUUCACACUCGAUCAGUCAGAGCUGGUAAUUCAUCUCUGCCUCAUGGGCAGGGUCAACCCUCCACCAACCUUCCACCUCUGAUCCCACCUCAACUCCCACCUCAACUUACACCUCAGCUUCCACCUCAAGUCCCAAUUAUGUUCCCUCCUGUUGAUCAUGUAGAAGGAGGAGAUGAAAACCAACCUCAUGCCUCAGCUCACAAUUCAACUUCCACUGCCAACCAAGACGUAGUGACAGCUCAGCUUGCUGCCAUGCAGCAACACUUGGAAAAGCUAGUAGCUGAACACCGAGGUGCUCCACCCCCACAUCAUGUUGCUGAUUCUAUACCUCACCCUCUUAAUACCAACAUUACUCUAGAACCAUAUCCUGCUGGCUUCAAAAUACCACAACUAGAGACUUACGACGGGACGAAGGAUCCCGAUGACCACCUGCAUGCUUUCUACUCUUGCAUGCAAGCUCAGAACGCUUCUGACGCGUUGAUGUGCAAAAUUUUCCCCUCUACUCUCCGAGAAAUGACAUCUGCCUUUGCCACUAAGUUUUCCAGUAGAAGGUUGAUUAGGAAAACUACUUCUGAGCUUAUACGAGUUAAACAGAGGGAUGGAGAAUCUCUGAAGAACUAUAUGAGAAGGUUCAAUGAUGCAGUUUUAGAGGUUAGUUCCUUUGAUCAAGCUGUGGGCAUUGCAGCUGUGAUCUCCGGUCUCAAGCAUGACAGGUUCAGAGACAGUUUGAUCAAAUAUGCUGCCACCAGCUUUAGCGAGGAAAAGGAUGAGGAUGGCGCAGAACUGAGGUUCGAUGUUGACCUCCCCACCGAGAUUCGGAAGGACGAACUCAACACCCCCGCAGCAAUCUGCAGAUAUUGUGAUUUUCAUCAAGAUCACGGCCAUACUACAGAGCAGUGCAAUAGCUUACAGUCCGAACUGGAAAGUUUAGCUCAGAAGGGAAUGCUAAAUGAGUAUGUUCAGAGGGCUGAACAGUCGAGGUUUAUCAGAGAACAGAGGCCGCAGCCUCAAGGAGUCCGCAAUCCCCCAAAUAGGCAAGGUGUGGGAUAUCAGCAAGCCCCACCUCCGCUCCCACCACCAGUUAAACAUCAAAACCGAGCUCAGAAGUGGAAGAUUGACGAUGCUGAGUGGAAGAAUCAACCCAUUACUUUCACAUCUGCUGACCUCGACACAGUUGUUACACCCCACAAUGAUCCUCUGGUCACUUCUGUCAUGAUCAAUAACUGUGAAAAGUAUGAUGGUCCUAUCUAUGGUUUUAACAACCAACCUGUUCCGGUAGAAGGAGUUCUUACCCUCCAUGUGGCUUUUGGGAGUGGCCGGACCUAUGUAACCCCUUCAGUCCGGUUCCUCGUCGUCAAGAUGGCGUCCUCUUUCAACAUUGUCAUUGGCCGACCCACAUUGACUGAAAUCCGAGCUGUGCACGUUAUGGGUGUAGAGAUCAUCGAUAAUCAACCGGACGAUGAAGCCAGAGCUGCUCUAGUCGAAGAUGUUGAAGAAGUUCUUGUUGAUGACAGAGAUCCGAGCCGAAAGACGCAGAUCGGAACUAAAUUGAACCCAGAGGAGAGAGCAGAGCUGAUAGCUUUUCUCCAAGCUAACAAUGAUGUGUUCGCAUGGACUUCGGCAGAUAUGCUAGGAAUUCCAAAGUCAGUGUUUCAACAUAAGCUCAGCACCAAUCCAUUGAAGAAACCAGUGGCCCAGAAGCGGCGUCUCUUCGGGGGGGAGAGGCUUCAGGCUAUUAAAGAAGAAGUAGAGAAACUUUUACAAGCUGGUUUUGUCAGGAAAGUUGAUUACUGUGAAUGGGUGGCUAACCCAGUCCUGGUGAAGAAGGCAAACGGCAAUGAGAGGUUAAGCCUCUUGGAUGCAUAUUCUGGGUAUCACCAGGUGCCGAUGGCUCCCGAAGACGAAGAGAAAACCUUGUUCUAUGCUGGCGAUGAAAUCUAUUGCUAUGUCAUGAUGCCGUUUGGCUUAAAGAACGCUGGUGCUACUUAUCAGAAAAUGGUGACCAUCGUCUUCCGAGCUCAGAUCGGCAAAAAUCUGGAGGUGUAUGUCGAUGACAUCGUAGGAAAGAGCCGGAAAACAGAAGACCAUCUAGCCGAUCUCGAUGAAACCUUCAACAACCUCAAAAAGAACAGGAUGCGGUUGAACCCAGCCAAAUACGAAGCCAUUAGUUCAGUUCUGGUGAGAGAAGAAACCAAGCAGCAGAAACCAAUAUAUUAUAUCAACAGUGUACUGCAUGGGGCAGAGCUAAGAUAUCCUAUAACGGAGAAAGCAGCACUAGCAGUUGUCACUUCGGCUAGGAAGUUAAGGCCAUAUUUCCAGUCACACCAAAUUAUCGUUCUCACCGAUCAACCUCUCCGGCAGAUUCUACAGAAACCAGAGUGCUCUGAAAGAUUAAUUAAGUGGGCAGUAGAACUGGGGGAGUUUGAGAUAAUGUUUCAGCAGAGAUCCGCAAUCCGAGCUCAAGCACUAGCAGAUUUCAUUGUCGAAUGCACCCCAUGUCCUUCAACCUCUACUCCAGAGCCCAACGACUGGACCUUAUAUGUUGACGGAGCAUCUAGUAGCAAGGGUUCAGGGGCUGGCGCUCUCUUGAUUGGUCUAGAGGGAUACCGAAGCGAACAUGCCCUGAAGUUCAACUUUGAUGCAACAAAUAACAUGGCUGAGUAUGAAGCUCUGCUACUUGGUCUACAGCUAGCAUUGGAGUUGAAAAUCAGUGCAAUUCAAGUAUACAGUGACUCCCAGUUGGUGGUAAACCAAAUUAACUCAAUCUGUGAAGUUGUUGAUCCCGUGAUGGUGAAGUAUGUAGCCUUGGUGGCCGAGCUGAAGUGCAAAUUCCAGAAAUUCUGUCUGAGUAAAAUUCCCCGAGCUGAGAAUGAACAGGCAGAUUCACUCUCCAAAUUUGCCUCUAAUAGCUCUUUAAGUUCCAGAUCCGUUUUCAUGGAGGUCUUAGAUGAACCAAGCUUUAUGAAGCCACGGAUGAUGGAGAUCAGCACAGACCCCGACACGUCGAGUUGGACUGAUUCAAUUAUCUCCUUUUUUGCAAGAUGGAAUAGUACCCGAGGACAGGCAGGAAGCAAUGAAGUUGAGGAAGAAAGCGUCUCGGUGCAUGAAGGUGUCUGUGGGAGCCAUGUUGGUGCUAAGACUCUGGCUCACAAAGUCUUAAGGCAAGGAUAUUACUGGCCAAACAUGCAUAAAGAUGCCACUUACUUUGUUCAGAAAUGCCCGAAAUGCCCAUUCGUGAAAGGGGUUAGUGGUGUAACCCAUCUGGUUGUUGGUGUGGAUUAUUUCACAAAGUGGGUAGAAGCUCGGCCUUUAUCUAGUCUUACCUCUAAGAAGGUCGAAGACUUUGUUUUCAGCUCGAUCAUCUACAGAUAUGGGAUCCCGAAUCAGAUUGUGGCUGAUAAUGGAACUCAAUUCAAUUGCUCUUCAUUCCGAGAUUUCUGUUCCAGUUAUGGGAUCAAGUUACAGUUCACCUCCGUUUACCAUCCGGAGUCCAAUGGCAUGGUUGAAUCUGUUAACAAAUGCAUUUUAGAAGGUAUAAAGCCGAGAUUGGAACAGCAUAAGGCCAAGUGGGCAGACGAGCUCAACAACGUCCUCUGGGCAUACAGAACCACGAGCCGAACUGCCACAGAUGAAACACCCUACCACUUGGCCUUUGGUACCGAAGCAGUCAUUCCUGUUGAAAUAGGAGUCCCAAGCUUCCGGGUCACCCAUUUCGAUGAAGGGCGAAAUGGACAACUGCUUCGGGAAAACCUUGAUCUGCUUGCUGAAGUCAAAGAAGAAACUCGGCUUCGAACUCUUGUAUACAAGCAGAAACUAGCCAACUUCUACAAUAAACGGCCCCGAAUUGGGAAGGCCCUUAUGUCGUGGCCGAAGUGCCACAUCCUGGCUCCUAUGUCCUCCAAGACGCUGAAGGAAAGAGAGUUCCUAGAGUCUGGAAUGUCAAUAACUUGAAGAAAUUUUACCCCUAAUAAAAUUCUUUCAAGUGAUCUGUCUUACUGUUCUUUACGCUUCUCACUUCGUGUUUGUUGAGAUUCAUUUUACCUCUUAUUCUAUGUAUCUGAGGUCAAUCAGUUCAUUUAUUCCUUGAACCUCACUUCUGUUAAUAAAUGUCACUUCUCAUU
This is a messenger RNA of Rubroshorea leprosula, 4230 nucleotides long. NCBI's taxonomy places the organism in Eukaryota, Viridiplantae, Streptophyta, Magnoliopsida, Malvales, Dipterocarpaceae. The record is from the annotation of a GenBank genome assembly.